Messenger RNA from Anoplophora glabripennis (Asian longhorned beetle), 2198 nucleotides. Its product is annotated as RING finger protein 141-like. The coding region runs from base 179 to 874 and encodes 231 amino acids. Gene Ontology annotation, molecular function: ubiquitin-protein transferase activity. Gene Ontology annotation, biological process: protein autoubiquitination. The transcript has 4 exons. Lineage: Eukaryota; Metazoa; Arthropoda; Insecta; Coleoptera; Cerambycidae. The record is from RefSeq and is a predicted model, not a curated record.
UUGACAACAACUGACAUUGAAAGACGAUACUCUUGUUUAUCGUGUUUUUUUUUUCCAUUUUAAAUGUAGUGCAUGACAAUUUACCGAGUUCACCUAAUUUGAAUAAAUAGGUGUAUGUCCGUAAAUGGCUGUCUCUAUUUACUGUCCCAUUUUUUAAGCAAUACAGUAUUUAACAGCUAUGGGAGCUAGUGGUUCUCAGUUCCAAGAUACAUUUUCACAAAUUCUGAACGAUGAACCUAUUAAUUCUUUGCUCUCUGAUGAAAUUCAUCAGUUAACUUAUAAUCAGUUUUUGGAAUUUCUUGGAGAAUUAAAUUUACUAUCAAAAAAAUGUUUGGACUCCAACGGUAAUCAGUUGGUUUUUGCAGUAAAGAAAGAUACUGACUCUACAAUUUUUUGGAAAGCAACAGUUCAAAUUGCAUGUGUGAAAAUUAACUCUGAGACACAAAAAGUAGACACAUUUAGGCUUUUAUCAUUAACGGAAUUUCUAAAAGUUUUUAAAACUUUUAAGUGCCAGGUUGCUGCUGCAGAACAGUCGGAGACAGCAACCGGGCUUUCAGAUUUGACUAUAUCCAACUUUUUGGAUAAAGUUGACAUUGAUUCAAAAACGGGUUCUGAGGAAACUAAUGAAUGUUGCAUUUGCUUUGAAAGAAAACAGGAGAUAAUUCUGCCUUGUGCACAUAGUUUUUGCACACAUUGUAUCGAAGAAUGGAAUGAAAUUCAUGGCACUUGCCCAAUAUGUCGGGAGAAACUAGAAAGUACUGACGAUACAUGGGUGCUCUCAGAAGUUCCUAAAGCUGAGGAAAUCAGUACGGAAAUACGCAAUAACCUUAUGGAGUUGACAAACGAUAGGUCACCCCCGUGUAGCCCUUCGUAAAUACUGUCCUUAAACACUUCUUAAAACAUUUAUAGAUAUUGUUUUUAGUAGUCGUGGAGAUUUGGGCAUUUUUAUAAAAACAGCACUAGUCACGGUAGGCUUAGAUCUGCAAAGAGAAUUUUUAGCAUUGGAAAAAAAUGUUCGGAUUAUUGUAGCAUGACGAUAUAUUACAACAUAAGACAGGUUUAUUUUUAUGGGGAGAUUCUCUGCUCAAACAUUUUGUAAUUCUUAUAAAAUUAUACAUAAUUAUAUGUAGCCAACCAGUUUUAGAAAUUGUAAUAUUAACAAAAAAAACUAUUCGAUUAUUUCAAAUUUUGAUCAUCGUAAAUUCAAACUUAUGCAGUCAGGAUAAAAAUCUGUUUAAUUUAUUCUUUUCAUGCUACGUUUAAAAAGUAAUAUUUGGAAGGAUUGCAUUAUGUGUUAUAUUUACUAAAAAAUUGCAUUUGUUUUUUAAAACAAUUUCGAGAUAUAGUGUAUGUAGUGUUUUUUUGUGUACCUUUACUUUUUUAUCCGGUAUUGCACAGAUCGGGUACAGUGAAACAAUACGAUACGUCAGUACCGGUAUUUUUUGAAGAAUCGUUCUUCUAAUAUGUAUGAUUUAUGGCAUUCCCUAACAGUGAAUGUUGAUGAGAAACCAAUACACAGUUGUUAUAUUAGUUGCUUUACAGUAACGGUAUUUACAGUUUAAUCAAUUCAAUGAAUAGCUUUAAAUUUGAAAGAUUUAUAGUCUGAAUAUUUUUUAAUGUAUGCUUAUUUAAUUGGCAAGUAUUAAAUUUUACAAAUAUGUAAACUUUUUUAAAAUAACUGUUUUCUUUUUUAAUUUUCUGUUAACUUUCAUUAUAUUAUUGAUCUGUUUUUAUUUCUAUAUGCUUUUUAAGACUACUUUUAAUAUUCUUGGAUUUGGGGCAAAGUGAAAGUGAUAAUAGUGUCAUCUAUACUAUUUGUAGUGUAGUUUAAAAAUUAUUUGUUAAAUAUUAAAUGAUAUUGUUAUAAAAUUAACUAUAAUAACACUAUUACACAAUUUUGUUUCAACGUGUCAUGUACGUGCUGUGCAAUGUUGUCUUUUUUUUAUUUCGUGUACUUGUUCCUGAGUAUUUUUAGUAGUGAACGCAUCCUGCAGCUCAUUAGACGUAAUUUUGAGGUGAAGGUUACUUAUGCUAAAUUAGGGAUGUAAUACAGCGAAUCAUAACACAAGAUUACGUUUUGGAGUUGUAGUUUUUCGUCUAAUUUAUACAGCUAUACCUUUUUAAGGGCAGCACAUUCUGAUAAAAGUAAUACAGUAAUACAGGGUGUUUACAAAUUUGAAGAGGACCUACUGACCACA